UUUGCUUGCGUUAAGGGUCGUUUCCAUGUUUUAAUAUGUGGCACAUUUCGCUACUCCCGCAUCGUGCUGCGUUUAAGAUUUGCAAGGCACUGGAAUGAUUGGUCUCUCCGCGCGGCACAAAGACGGAAGCGGAAGUGACGUACCGCAGAUUGACGAAACAUCUGACAGAGAGCCAGUGGGAACUGUUUAGCUGAGGAUGUUUACGAAAGAUAAUGGGAGCGCCGGUGGCGGUUUCCGCGACGACAGUCUCGGGAGCGGGGUUUAUUGAUUCCAGGUUUCGCAGCGCAAUGUUACCGAGAGAACGAAUGGAGUAAAAAAAAAAAACAUUGAAGAAAGAAAACUGUUGAAAAAACUCGUUCUUGACUGUAUUGUGGAAACAGCUGAGGGAGCCUGCCUGCCUGCCUGCCCGCCUGCCUGCCCUGGCCCUAUGGCAUGAAGGUGGCUGCAGCUGUGCUGGCGCCGUUCGGCGGUCCCUCCAGCGGGCUCCGCUCUCAUGCCCUUAUAUAGAGGUGCUCGCUGAGAAACCGCGCGCCCGGGCGCAGGCAGGGCAUGCGGGAGCUCGCGGACGCGGCUCCGCGGCAGUCGAGCCCCGCCAUCAUCAUGUCCGCGUCGGAGCAGACGGUCGCCAUCACGAUGGACGACAGGACGUACAACGUGAGCAAGAGCAAGCUGAUCGAGAAGAGCGACUACUUCCGCGCGCUCUAUCGCUCGGGCAUGCGCGAGUCGGGCCAGGACUCGGUGCGGCUGCAGGGGCUCAGCGUGCCGGGGCUCGAGCUCGUGCUCGAGUUCAUCAACACGUCCAAGGUGCAGGUGGCGGACGACACGCUGGAGGACCUGGUGGAGACGGCCUCCUUCCUGCAGGUCACCUCCAUCCUCAAGCUGCUCGUGGCCGAGACCCGCCUCGAGAACUGCGUGGAGCUCUACAACCUGGCGGAGGUGUACGGCGCGCACGAGCUGCGCGGCGCGUGCCUGCGCUUCAUGAGCGCCCACUACCACGCGGUGCUGCGCAGAGCCGCGUUCCGGAGCCUGCCGUGCGCGCUGCGCGCUCACGUGCGGGACAUGCGCAUGCGCGGCGCGCCCACGCUGGUGGCCAUCGGGGACUUCAUGGGCACCUGCCUGGAGCUGGCGGAGGAGCAGGAGGAGCCCUGGUCCAUGCUGCGCUACGGCGAGCCGGAGCAGCGCUGGAAGCCGCUGGCCAACAACCUGCCCGCGGACAUGGUGAACGUGCGCGGCUACGGCUCGGCCGUGCUCGACAACUACCUCUUCAUCGUGGGCGGCUACAGGCUCACCAGCCAGGAGAUCUCUGCGGCGCACUGCUACAACCCGUGUCGCAACGAGUGGAGCCAGGUGGCACCCCUGAACCAGAAGAGGUCCAAUUUCAAGCUGCUGGCGGUGAGUGGGAAGCUGUAUGCCGUUGGGGGUCAGACGUUAGGCACCGUGGAGUGCUACAACCCCGAGCAGGACUGGUGGACCUGUGUUUCGUCUCUCCCCAACCCCCUGGCCGAGUUCUCAGCCUGCGAGUGCCAGGGCAUGAUCUACGUCAUAGGUGGCUACACAACCAGAGACAGGAACACCAGCGUGCUGCGCUACUGCCCCACCUCUGACACCUGGACAGUGUUCAGCUCCUGCCCGGUUCACGUACGCAAGCAACAGAUGCUCUCGGUGGAGGACACCAUCUACCUGGUAGGAGGGUACACCCAUGAGCUGCGUCCAGAGCGACGCAGGGCAGGGCACACGGAAGACAUGCUGACUGUGCAGUCCUACAACGUCACCUCGGGAGAGUGGCUGUGCCUGAAGGAGAACACCUCUAAGUCUGGCUUGAAUCUCACAUGCACGUUGCACAACGAUGGCAUCUACAUCAUGAGCCGUGAUGUGAGCCUCCCCACUAGUUUGGAGCACAGGGUCUUCCUUAAGUACAACAUCUUCUCCGAUGCUUGGGAGGCCUUUCGGCGCUUCCCGGCGCUGGGCCAAAAUAUGCUCCUCUGCUCGCUCUAUCUGCCCACUGGUCUGUGAGCCUGCGCAGAGCUG
This is a messenger RNA of Scleropages formosus (Asian bonytongue), 2028 nucleotides long. RefSeq names its product kelch-like family, member 42 (gene klhl42). The transcript has 3 exons. Bases 550 to 2013 code for a protein of 487 amino acids. Gene Ontology annotation, molecular function: protein binding. The record is from RefSeq and is a predicted model, not a curated record. Lineage: Eukaryota; Metazoa; Chordata; Actinopteri; Osteoglossiformes; Osteoglossidae.